Sinocyclocheilus rhinocerous is the source of this 1050-nucleotide messenger RNA. RefSeq lists its product as uncharacterized. Bases 304 to 1050 code for a protein of 248 amino acids. The record is from RefSeq and is a predicted model, not a curated record. Gene Ontology annotation, molecular function: GTP binding. Lineage: Eukaryota; Metazoa; Chordata; Actinopteri; Cypriniformes; Cyprinidae. The transcript has a single exon.
UGGGAACAGUGACAUCCAAUAAUAUUUAAAAACUAUUUUGAAUUUUAACAACAAGAAAAAAAUGAAAAACUACUUUAAUAUCUUUAUCAAAUGUGAAAAAAGAAGAAAAAAAAAAAAAACAGAGACGGGCACAGCUAUGCCAACUCAAAUUCAGUUGUCAGUUGAACUUGAUCGACAUCUUGGCGAACGUUACGUCAGCGCAGAUGAAUUGUCAAUUAAAGAAUUAGGACCACCAAGACCAAAUUUAAACAUCAAACAUGUAUCUACAAAGGGCGGGAAGUCGUAUACAAGAGAGGACUGAACAUGUGCUCUUCAGGAAUCCACGCAAUUCUUCUGGUUUUCCCUUUACACACUUUCACUGAGCAAGAUGCAGAUACCAUGUUCUUAUUCAAGCAGAUGUUUGGUGAAGACGCCAUGAAACACACAUUAGUCCUGUUCACACAUGGAGAUGAGCUUCAAAAUAAAUCAAUCGAUCAACUAAUAAGAUGUAAUGCAGAGCUGUCCAAACUAACAGAGGAGUGUGGAGGGAGAUUUCACUUACUGAACAACAAAGAUCUGAAUGACAGAGAGCAGGUCACCAAACUCCUGAUGAAGAUUGAACGAAUGGUUUGUGAAAAUGAGAAUAGCUGCUACACUUUACAAAUGUUUAAAGAUCAGUCAGAAGUAUUUCUGCUGAGAUUUACAAAGCUAAAAUUUAUGUGUGCAGUCAGUGUUGUCACUGUAUUUGUACUGGGUUGUGUUAAUAUGAGGAAUGAAGGUUCAUUCGAUGUUAAAACAUUUCUGUACGGUUGUGCUGGAGGUGUGUUAUCAGCAGUGACAGGAGCCACUUCAGGAGCUGUUUGCACGCAGAUAUGCAACAGAUGGGUCAGGAGAUUCACUGAAGAUCAGCUGAAAUACGUCAAACUGUUGGAAAUCAUGAGUGGCUGUGCUACUGGGAUGAUCACUGGGUGUUUUGUGGGUCCUGCAGGUCCAGCAGCUUCAUUAUUGAGAGGAAUACUGGGGGCUGUUGGAGUUCCACUUUUCUGGAAUUUGCAUGAUAAAAUAUUAUAA